Molecule: messenger RNA, 4090 nt
Organism: Chara braunii
Lineage: Eukaryota; Viridiplantae; Streptophyta; Charophyceae; Charales; Characeae
Source: the annotation of a GenBank genome assembly
GCGAGCCGGUGUCUUUUGACAUCCUCGACACCAAGUUCGACAUGAUUCUAGGCAUGUCUUGGUUGCGUAGCGCCGAUCAUCCGGUGAACUUCCAUGACCGAACCGUUCACAUCCGUGAUCGGAACGGAGUGUUAGCCCCAUGUACGGUCGCGACCCCUCACACUUCGAUUGCUUGUCACGUGGUUUCCGUUGCGCGGAUUCGCGACGCCAUUGCUCGGAAUGACGUCGAGGAGAUGGGCCUUGUAUUCUUGCAUGCUCUCCCUUCGCCGGACGGACCAGCCGCGUCACCGCUCGACCCACGCAUUUCUCACCUCUUGGAUGAGUAUAGAGACGUCUUCGAGGCUCCCACCGGAACGGUUCCGGAUCGGCCCAUACGUCAUGGGAUCACUCUCGAGGCUGGCGCCGUCCCUCCGCGUGGAUGUAUCUACCGCAUGAGCGAAGAGAAACUCGAGGUGCUUCGCGCACAACUCGAUGAUCUUCUCGACAAGGGUUGGAUUUGCCCUAGUUGCUCGCCAUACGGUGCACUUGUUCUCUUCGUCCGGAAGAGGAACAAAGAUCUAUGGUUAAGCAUCGACAAUCGGAAACUUAAUGCACAAACCGUAAAGAACACCGGCCCUCUCCCUCGGAUUGAUGAUCUGCUAGAGCGGUUAGGCGGCGCGACGUACUUCUCGAAGUUGGAUUUGAAGUCAAGUUACCACCAGAUUGAAAUCCAGCCUCAAGACCGGUACAAGACCUCGUUGAAGACGCGGUACGGGCAUUUUGAGUGGGUCGUCAUGCCAUUUGGACUCACCAAUGCCCCCGCAACGUUUCAAGCAGCGAUGACGACUGAGUUUCGCGACUUGAUCGAUCGCAGCGUCCUCAUCUACCUUGAUGAUAUCUUGGUUUAUAGUAGGACGUUGGACGAGCACAUCGUACACCUUCGCRUUGUUUUGAAUCGUUUGCGACUAGCCAAGUACAAAGCGAAUCUCGACAAGUGCGAAUUCGCCAGGCAAGAGCUUGAGUACUUGGGCCAUUUUGUCACGCCGAAAGGCAUUCGUCCCUUAGCGGACAAGAUCCAAGCCAUCGUGGAUUGGCCGGAACCCCGUUGCACGACGGAUGUACGCUCUUUCAUGGGUUUGGCUAGAUAUUAUCAGCGAUUCAUCGAACCGUACUCGAAAGUGUCCGCUCCUUUGUCGAGACUUCAGUCCCCGAAGGUGCCCUUCGAGUUCGACGACGCAGCCCGUGGCGCGUUCAGUACGUUGAAGGCAGCGAUGCAAGCCGCACCUGCCCUCCGUAUAUACGACCCCACCCUACCCACCCAAGUGACUACGGACGCUUCGGGAUACGGUAUUGGUGCGGUGUUGGAACAAUGUCACGAGGACAGUUGGCAUGUUGAGUAUUUCUCCCAAAAGCUGCCUCUCGUCAACACUCUCGACGACGCUAGGAAGAAAGAGCUACUCGCGUUCGUCACCGUUCUCAAACGGUUUCGCCACUCUCUUAUCGGCCGACGGCGUUUUAAAUGGAAUACGAACAACAAUCCGUUGACCUUUUACAAAACGCAAGACACGGUUACUAGCACAAUCGGUCGAUGGAUGUAUUACAUCGACCAGUUCGAUUUUGACCCGUGCCACAUUCCCGGUUCUGCCAAUCGAGCUGCGGACGCCCUCUCACGACGGCCCGACUUUUGCGCCAUUGUGACCACGACGUUCGACCUCGAUGACGAUCUGCAGCUGCAUUUCGUCAAAGGCUACAAGUCCGAUCCGACUUACUCUACACUGUACGAGGAGCUCUCAUCGGAUCACCCGCCGGCGAGCCACUAUCAAAAUGUCGAGGCCCAUAGGACGUUUGCCAGCCACGAGUGCCCUUGGAAGGAUUCCAAAGACAUGAGGGUGAUGAUCUGUCCCAUCUGCGCGAAGGCCGUUCGACAAGUGUUUGGCGAAGAAGGGGACGUGACAAUGGAUCGGCACAUACGCAGCGAAGCCUGCGAUCCAUCCAAUUACGCCCUAUCGUUCAAUCUGGACACGAAGAAGAAGCCGCGGUGCCCAGUCAAGGGGUGCAAGCAGGUGCUAACCUUCUCAGCGAAGACGCGGUGCAAAUGUUGUGAGAUAGAGGUCUGCCUGCGCCAUCGGUUUCCAGACGAUCAUAGUUGUGUUGGGAUAAAGGUCCCGGCGACUGUGCCCUUGUCGGGAUGGCUGGAGCAAGCCAGGAGGAGUAGGCGGCGGGGAGACGGCCGGUCGGCAGGGAUCAACGGAAGUCUGUUGGCGAGUCUGUCGCUGGGAUCUCGAUCCGGAUCAGAGUGUGCGAUGACAAGCAAGAAGAUAGAUUUGCGGCAGGAUGGCGAGUCUGCCUCGGGAUCGGAGUCCGCGCCGGGGAGAAAAGAUGGGCCACUUCCUCAGCAGCAGCAGCAGCAGCAGCAGCAGGAGUUUUUAGCAGGCUUCUCUGAGGCUGGAUUAGGAGGUGGUGCGAUCGAAGCCCACUGAGAACCGGGUCCAGAAAUUGUAAACCAGGUUGAACUUCACAGCUUGGAACGCAGGCGGGUUAGAGCACAGCGGCAGCAGCAGCAGCAGCAGCAGCAGCAGCAGCAGCAGCAGCAGCAGCAGUUGUUGUUGUCAGCAGGCUUCUCUGAUGCUGGAUUGGGAGGUUGUGGGAUCGAAACCCACUGAGAACCAGGUCCAGGAAUCAUAAACCAGGUUCACAACUGGGACCGAGGUGGACUACCUUCUUCCCCCAAAUAUAACGUAGAGUCAUUACAGCUGUAUUUGAACUAUCUUUCAGUCUAAACACAGCUAUAAUGACCCUACGUUGUAUUCGGGGGUAGAAGGUAGAGCACAGAUGCAGCAGCAGCAGCAGCCGUAGCAACAGGAGUUUUCAGCAGGCUUCUCCGGCGCUGGACUAGGAGGUGGUGGGAUAGAAGCCCGCUGACAACCAGGUCCAGGAAUUGUAAACCAGGUCACCACCUCAGUCUGGUGGAACGGACUGAGUUGUAAAAUUCCUGGACCUGGUUUACAAUUCCUGGACCUGGUUUACAAUUCCUGGACCUGGUUUAAAAUUCCUGGACCUGGUGUAAAAUUCCUCGACCUGGUUUAAAAUUCCUGGACCUGGACUACUAGUAGUGCACAGUGGCAGCAGCAGCAACAGCAGUAUCAGCAGCAUCAGGUGAAGUUGUCGUCAGGCUUCGCUGAUGCUGGAUUAAGAGGUGGUGCGAUCGAAGCCAACUGAAAACCAGGUCCAGCAAUUCUAAACCAGGGUCUGAACAGGUGGAGCAGAGGUGGACUACUACAGCACGGAGGCAGGAGGUAGCAUCAGGAGCAGCAGAGGCAGGAGGUUUCAGCAGGCUUCUCUGAUGCUGGAUUUUUUUUAUUUAUUAUUAUUAUUAUUAUUAUUAUUAUUAUUAUUAUUAUUAUUUUAACAAACAUUGUACGUGGGCGGAUUUGUUGAAAAUCUUCUACGAGCAUUGAAUUUCUUGAAAUGAUCAGUACAACGGUAUAACCCAUUUUGAAAGGUCGUGUAAAAUGGUUGGGGAGCUCCACCUGCUGGAAAUGGGGAUCUGUGAUGUUCGAUUAGAGGAUGCGGUGGGAUUAGACUUCGACAAAGCAUCAUAUGGCAGAAUGAACAAGGAUCCGAGGUACCGUCUUCACCCAAAUAGAACGCCCGGUCAUUAUAGCCGUAUCUGGGGCAGUUUUCUGUCUAGAUGCAGCGAUAAUGACCGGGCGUUCUAUUUGGGUGAAGACGGUAGUUGGCGGUGAAGAUAACGGAGAGGUGCGCUAACGAAUUGGAGAACGACAUUCUGGAAAUUUUGCAAGGUGAGAAAAAGCGUAUCGUAUGUCAAAGGAAAGAUGAAACAGUUAUGUUCCAAGCAAAGUCUCUCAAAAGGCUGUGCACUGUACAGUGUGUAGUAGUUGUAUUCUAGUUGUAGUUACUGUAGCGGAGAGAGAGAGAGGUAGGAUAGCUGAAGGGAGGGGUUACCGUAAGAGUAGAUUGGCAGCUGCUAGGUCAGUCCUCCAGCUGAGUGGAGAAUGAGUGGCAGUUGAAGGGUUUAGGGUUUGAACUUUGAAGUGAAGAAACGAAGGUGGAUCCAACAUGAUCAUGAUAAUUGUAAAGCGCACCUGCU